AUGUCAUCGUCCGUUCAUUUCAAAUUCAAGUCCCAGAAAGAGCCUUCUCGGGUAACUUUCGACGGUACCGGUAUAUCUGUCUUCGAACUCAAGCGAGAGAUCAUCAGCCAGAGUAGAUUGGGUGAUGGAUCUGACUUCGAGUUGUCCAUCUACAAUGAAGACACUAAAGAAGAAUACGACGAUGACACCACCAUCAUUCCCCGGUCUACCUCCGUCAUAGCUCGUCGAUUACCUGCAGCUCGCCCCGGAAAAGGCGGCGCUGCCCGCUAUGUCUCCGGUAAAAUGCCCGUCAACGCCCGCAACGCUUCCCGCACCGAGCCGUCGAUCACUCGAGCGAUCCCUGGAACCGGCAGUGUCAACAACAAUGUCCUCGAACUCAACAAUGCGCAAACAGAGGAGGAAAAGAUCAAUGCACUCUUCAAUCUCCAAGCCAGUCAAUGGCAAGAACAACAGCAGGAGAUGGCCAAUGCGACUCCCGUGCCAUUCGGUCGUGGCAGAGGAAAGCAGGUCAAUGUUCCUGACCACCCCCGCCUCCCGGUUAUCUGUGUUACCGCUGCAGAGAGAAAGGCCACUGGAUUCAAGCAUGCCCCACAAACAAUGACCCAAAGUUCGACGGCAAAUAUAGGUGAUGACGUGAGGAAUACAGGGGUAAUGGUUAAUGCGGACGGUGAUUUUGUCAUCGCAAAGCCGGAUAAGGCGGCCUGGGAACUAUAUCAAGAAAAGGCGAAGGCAUCUGCUGCUGCUGCCGCGGAAGCAGCCGCAGCGGAGGAAAGCAAAGCACUGCAGGCUCGGGGUCUGGAAUGCCCAAUUGACAAGAGAAUGUUCUUAGAGCCAACAAAGACACCAUGUUGCCAGAGGACAUAUUGCAAUGAUUGUAUUUCAAAUGCUUUGAUUGAAAGUGAUUUUGUCUGCCCUGGCUGUUCUACAGAGGGCGUUCUGCUCGAUAACCUUACUCCCGAUGAGGAGGCAGUUUCCAAAAUCAAGACAUACGAAGCAGAUAAGGCAGAGGCGAAAAAAGAGAGAGAAAAGCACCCCACAGGCCAGGAUGGCGGAUCGGCUAACGGAAACUUCGACCACCAUGCGUCCAAGGAAGCCGAUUCUAAGGAUCGAUCUCCGUCCCAUCAAGAGGUGGUAGUUGCAGAAACGUCCGCUCAAUCGAAAAAGCGGUCAGCUGAGGAUGACUUAGUCCCUGAAGUGUAUGGCGACAGCUCCGCCAAUGCGACAAAGAAGCAGAAAGGAGAGGAUGAAUCCGGUCCCCCGGUUACUGAAAACACUACCCAGGAGGCUUCGACCGGUGCUGGUAUGUCGUUCAACCCUCAGGUGCCUUUCGGGGGAUUUGGCAUGAUGCCUCCCUUUUCAGAAUCCGGGUUUGGUAACGACUCCAUGGGAUUUAUGAACCCGAUGGCUAUGGCUAAUGGCUUCCCCAAUCCGAUGGGCCCGGGAUGGAAUCAGAUGAAUAUGCCUUUCAACCCACUUCAGGCCGGCCUGUAUGGCGACCAGGCCAACGGGUUUACGAGCAUGUUCAAUGGAGAUCCGUCCAUGUCGAUGUUUCCCAUGGCCCAGAUGGCUGGACAGAUGCAAAAUUCCAGUUUCCAGGGCCCAGUUAUGAACAACUUUUCCAACCAACAGCGGACUGCCUUUGGGGGCCCCUAUUCUCGUGAGGAAGAUUCACCAUAUUUCCGUCAACCCGUCAACCCACAACGCCAUCAAGCCCGGAAUCGAAGGGUGAGGCCGAGUGACUACCGAGAAUUAUGA
Penicillium atrosanguineum is the source of this 1755-nucleotide messenger RNA. Its product is annotated as cleavage polyadenylation factor subunit MPE1. Bases 1 to 1755 code for a protein of 584 amino acids. Gene Ontology annotation, cellular component: nucleus. NCBI's taxonomy places the organism in Eukaryota, Fungi, Ascomycota, Eurotiomycetes, Eurotiales, Aspergillaceae. The transcript has 4 exons. Gene Ontology annotation, biological process: ubiquitin-dependent protein catabolic process; mRNA processing; protein ubiquitination. The record is from RefSeq and is a predicted model, not a curated record. Gene Ontology annotation, molecular function: ubiquitin protein ligase activity; zinc ion binding.